Molecule: messenger RNA, 657 nt
Organism: Thlaspi arvense
Lineage: Eukaryota; Viridiplantae; Streptophyta; Magnoliopsida; Brassicales; Brassicaceae
Source: the annotation of a GenBank genome assembly
AUGGAUUGGGAAAAACUCCCACUUUAUUCGCAUAUUAUAACAAACACGCCUGUCUCACUUGCAAAAACUGUGGUGGAGGCAAAAGAAGAAGAAAAAAGAAUGGAGAAAAGGAGAGACGAAGAAGAAGGCAAGUCUCAUGUGAAAAGAGGGUUGUGGAAACCUGAAGAAGACAUGAUAUUGAGAAGCUAUAUCGAGACUCAUGGAGAAGGAAACUGGGCAGACAUCUCUCGUAGAUCCGGAUUGAAGAGAGGAGGGAAAAGCUGUAGGUUGAGAUGGAAGAAUUAUCUGAGACCAAAUAUCAAAAGAGGAGGCAUGUCACCUCAAGAACAAGACCUCAUCAUCCGCAUGCAUAAGCUUCUCGGAAACAGAUGGUCGUUGAUCGCUGGUCGUCUUCCAGGUCGCACUGACAACGAAGUCAAGAACUACUGGAAUACACAUUUAAACAAGAAAUCCAAUUCCAGGAAACAGAAUGCACCUGAAUCAGUCGAAGCCGCUCCUUUGGCCGAUAAGCCAGUUAUGUCUACAGAAGCGAGAAGAAGCCACGGAGAAGGAGAAGAAGAAGGCACUACCUGGAUGGAGGAGACAAACUGCUUUGGCUAUGACAAUCUUGUGUUUGACCCAUGUUUUGCCUUAACCGAUUUCUUUCCACUGCUGUAG